AUGCCGACUCCGAAGACAGAUUCAUUGGGCGAGAUCACAUCUAAGCUCAAAUACAUUGUUGAAGAUCAAGAUAUGAUCAAGAAUGUGAAAAUCGAAAACUGCAUUGGCUCUGUCAAAGUACCCGUCGGCCUUGCUGGCCCUCUGAGGAUCAGAGGAUCGGAUGGCACAGAUGGUAUCUUCCACGCCCCAUUGGCAACCUGCGAAGGUACAUUGGUAGCAAGUUGCGCCCGAGGGAGUAAGCUCUUCAGCUCUACCGGUGGAGUUCAAUUCAAAUUACUCCGAGACAACAUGACGAGGGCACCUAUCUUCUGUUUCUCCUGUGUGGAGGAUGCCGCAUCAUUUUACGACUCGAUACCUCAAUUCUUCCCUGAAUUCCGAGACGUCGCACAAUCUACCAGCAAAUAUGCGCGUCUUGUUAAAAUCACCCCUCAAAUCGUGGGAAGCACUGUUCACGUCAUGUUUGAGUACCACUGUGGAGAUGCCGCAGGUCAAAAUAUGGUCACGUUUGCUACUGAGAAAGUAUGUGAGCAUUUCGCUGCAUCCAGUGCAGCCCAGAAAUUGAAGCUCCAAAGAUUUUUCAUUGAGGGGAUGCUAGCCACAGAGAAAAGCCUCUCCUGGGGAAAUAUCUUACGCUCGCGCGGUGUAGCUGUUAUGGCGUGGGGAAAGAUCACCCAACAGGCCUGUCAAGAUAUUCUAGGCUGUUCUACUUGGGAAUUUUACCAGUUCUUACUGAAAAGCAAAGAGGCUGGUACUCGAAAUGGGCAACUGGGCUACAGCGCCAACCAAGCAAAUAUUGUGGCGGCAUUGUUCAUCGCAUGUGGACAAGACGCUGCCAGUGUGGCAGAAUCAGCCUGGAGCCAUUUAACUCUUGAAUUCGAUCGAGAAACCGAAGAACUUUGCGUGUCGAGCUAUUUCCCGAGUCUCCCAGUUGGAACUGUCGGCGGUGGUACUCUUUAUGAUGCGCAGAGAGAAGCAUUGGAGAUUCUCGGAUGCACUGGCCCAGGAUCUAAAGGUCGCCUGGCGGGCCUGAUCGCAUCAUUCGCUCUUGCUCUGGAUGUCAGCACAAUUGGCGCAGUCACCAACAAUACUUUUGCAGCUAGCCACUUCAAAUUUGGAAGGCCUGCUGGUAGCGCACAACCAAAGCUCUGA
Penicillium odoratum is the source of this 1149-nucleotide messenger RNA. Its product is annotated as hydroxymethylglutaryl-CoA reductase. Bases 1 to 1149 code for a protein of 382 amino acids. Gene Ontology annotation, molecular function: hydroxymethylglutaryl-CoA reductase (NADPH) activity; protein binding. The transcript has a single exon. NCBI's taxonomy places the organism in Eukaryota, Fungi, Ascomycota, Eurotiomycetes, Eurotiales, Aspergillaceae. Gene Ontology annotation, biological process: isoprenoid biosynthetic process; coenzyme A metabolic process. The record is from RefSeq and is a predicted model, not a curated record.